GACCGGAGAGCGUCGGCGGCGGCGACGACGACGACGUAGCGAAGCGUACGUCCCGCUUUUUUUCCUCAGACCAGCCCCGAGUGGCGGCCUCGCCGAGUGCGUCUGUGUGCGGUGCGGUGCGUGAGGUGUGUGCUGGUUUUUGUGGUGGUUUCCUGUGAGCCGGCGGCCAGAGUCAGCCAAGAUGCGGAUGGACUGCGUGGACCGGGCCGUCUCGUGGCUCUUCAAGGUGGUGGGGGAGUUUAUCGCUCGCUACCCGGGCUACUUCGUCAUCGUGCCCCUGCUCGUGGCCGCGUGCCUGGCCACGGGCAUCCAGCGCAUGGUGUACGUGGACGACCCGGAGUACCUCUUCAGUCCCGUCAACGGCCGGUCGCACGACGAGCGGCGCAUCGUCGAGGCGCUGUUCCCGCAGAACACGUCGUUCAACUUCGACAUCGGUCGCCAGACGAAGCCCGAAAAGUUCGGUCGCCUCAUCGUGAUGACCCGCGACGGCGACAACCUGCUGACGCGCAAGGUGUGGGACGAGAUCAUGCUCCUGGACCAGAUCGUCAGGAACAUGACCGUCCUCUGGGACGACGACAUCUGGAUGUACGAGCAGAUAUGCGCGCGCGACGGCCGCUUCUGCUACCCGAACGAGCUGCUCGACUUCUACCCGUACAUCGACCAGAUCGAGAACGGCACCUUCAAGCUGGAGUACCCGCUCCGGAUAGACCGGGCGCGCCAGAAGAUCUACUUCACCGGCGCCCUUAUGGGAGGCAUCGAGCGUGACGCCGACGGCUUCAUCAAGUCGGCGCAGGCGAUGGCCAUGUUCUACUACCUGGACACGUCUUCGCGCAAGGCCAACCUGCGUUCGCAGGCCUGGGAGUACGCCUUCCUGGACCUCAUGGAGUCGCUCGAGUUCGAGCACAUCCGGCUGGCCUGGUUCACCUCGCGGUCGCUGGCCGACGAGCUGGAGAAGAACACGACCACGGUGACGCCUUUCUUCAGCAUCACCGUGGUGAUCAUGCUCAUAUUCACGGUGACCACGUGCCUCAUGCGCGACGCGGUGCGCAGCAAGCCCUGGCUCGGCAUCCUGGGCUGCCUGUCGGCCGCCGUGUCGGUCAUAGCCGGCUUCGGCAUGGUGAUCUACCUGGGACUCGAGUUCAUCGGCAUCAACAUGGCCGCGCCGUUCCUCAUGUUAGGUAUCGGAAUGGACGACACGUUCGUGCUGCUGGCCGCUUGGAGGCGAACCAACCCCCGCAAGAGCGUGGUGGAACGCAUGGGCGAGACGUACCGCGAGGCGGCCGUCUCCAUCACCAUCACCUCGCUGACCAACUUCAUCUCGUUCUGCAUCGGCGCCAUCACGCCGUUCCCAUCGGUGCGCAUCUUCUGCAUCUACACUGCGGUGGCCGUGCUGUUCACCUACAUCUACCAAAUCACCUUCUUUGGAGGAUGCAUGGCGCUGUCCGGAUACGCGGAGCGCCGCAACCUGCACGGCCUGCUGUGCUUCCCCACCAUGCCGAAGUCGCAAGCGGGUGGGCGCUCGUGGCUGUUCCGGGCUCUGUGCACGGGUGGCCUCAACCCCAACGACCCGGACAACCCGCUGGACAACCGGGAGCACAUAAUGAUGACCUUCUUCCGCGACUCCUGGGGCGGACUGCUCAGCCUGUUUCCCAUCAAGAUACUGGUCAUCCUCGUUUUUCUGGUGUACCUGGCUAUAGGACUCUGGGGUUGCACUCAAGUUAAGGAAGGACUGGAGCGUUACAAGCUGGCCAUGGAUACCUCGUACGCCCGCGAUUUCUUCAACAUGGACGACAAAUACUUCAGGCGAUACCCGCUGCGGAUACACGUGGUGAUGAACAAGACGCUGGACUACUGGAACCCCGAAGUGUACGACAAACUGGAGGAGAUCAUCGGGAGCUUUGAGAACAGCAGCUUCGUGCAGAACACGGACCUGACGGAGUGCUGGUUCCGCGAGUACCGCCGCCAGACGCUGGACGGCCCUUUCAAGGGAUAUUUCGGCCAGUUCGACCUCACCGACCCGCAUGACUACAUACAAGGGCUUAGGUUCAUGCUAAGAUUCGAGCCAUUUUCGACUUUCAAGAAGGACAUCAAGUUCAACGAGAACUACACGUCCAUCGUAGCCUCUCGCUGCAUCAUCCAGACGACCAACAUUUCAGACGCCAACAUGGAGAAAGACAUGGUGCUUGACCUGAGGCGCAUCGCUGACAGCUAUCCGGAUCACCAUAUCACCGUGUUCCACACGCUGUUCGUCUUCUUCGACCAGUUCAUCCUAGUGCGCGAGACGUCCAUUCAGUCCAUCGGCGUUGCUGCCGCCGUCAUGAUGAUCAUUGCUCUGAUCUUCAUCCCGAGUGUUUCGUGCGCUCUGUGGGUGGCCUUCUCCAUCUGCUCCAUCGAGAUCGGCGUCAUCGGCUACAUGACACUGUGGAACGUGAACCUCGACUCCAUCUCCAUGAUCAAUCUCAUAAUGUGCAUCGGAUUCUCGGUGGACUACUCGGCUCACAUAUCAUACGCGUACCUAUCGUCGGACGGUCCGACGCCCAACGAGAAAAUGAAGUGUGCCCUCCACUCCCUGGGAAUGCCCAUCUUCCAGGGUAGCGUGUCCACCAUUCUCGGCAUCAUCAUCUUGGCGUUCGCGCCGUCCUACAUCUUCCUGACCUUCUUCAAGACGGUGUUCCUCGUGAUCCUUUUCGGUGCGCUUCACGGAAUUCUGCUGUUGCCGGUGCUGCUGUCCAUGUCGCACUCGCUCUGCAAGAAGCAAAAGAAGGCCAUCGUGACGCACCCGUUCUUCGUGCCGCCGCACCCGUCGUCGAACGGCUGCAAGACACCGCCGGUGAUCGUCACUUCGGGCGACUCGUACGGGUCUCUGACCGUGUCCUCCUCCAACAACAAGGACGUCAAGCGCAAGCUGAGUGGUGAGCUGAACCAAGAAAAGGAGAUACCCAGCAGCGAGAGCAGCAAGAACCUGCUCACCAACAUCGUAAACUAUUCGACCUUCCAGGAUAGCAGGAGCGGAGGUGACCAGGUGAACCCGGGCUUCCAGCCUGACGAAGACGAAGAGCACGACACUGUGCCUGGCAGGAUAGCGCCACCCUACAACUGGCCCGCGAAGGUGCCGCCGGCCGAGCGAUGCCUGCACAGGAGACACAGCUCCAACGAUAUGAAGUCCACACCGCGGCUUUCUAAACAGUACAGCGUGCCGUCCUGAUUGGCCGGCUGCUGUUAACCCGUCUCCCAAGCCUCCUCCCCAGCCUCCAGCGCCUCACCCGCCCAGCACUGGGCCGACGAACGGCGACGAAAGAUGGGAAGUCUAGUCCUGUGCACUGUGCGAUACGGGCUGCUUGUGUUGUACAUAAACCAAAGUGCAUUUUGUCGUUUUUACUUGUCCUCUUUGCCCUCGGACGAACAGGGCGUGUGUACGGUGUCGAUGACGACGACUUAUGGUACGGAUGGACCUGCUUUGACAAAUCAUCUGCGCGCGUUCUUCAAAUGCAACAGUGCGCUUUGCACCUGUAUAUCUAGUACUGCAUUGGACAUUGAGCACAUUCCCAGCUAAAACCAGUUUUUUCUCGUGCAACAUGCUCAAGGAUUGUACAGACGCUCUGUUGUUAGACCUGAAGCGCCCAUUUUAUGCCUGCCUAGACAAGGUAUUCCGAGUGCCCAGUCUUUUGAGCACGACGAUGAAUGAAACAUCUCUGCUUCAAAUUUGUGCUUGAUUGGUGACCCUAAGAACCGUUUUGCAAUUGCAUUUUAAGUGCCCUAAGUUUUUUUUAUUUAGUUGUGUUUGGUUUCUUUGUAUCGAGACGAUAAUUUCACGACUUGCACCUUUUUUGCGAAUGUAUGCUACCUUUUAUUUUUUAUGCUGCCGUGUGUUUGUGAGAGUAGUGUGAAUUGAAUUGUUAACAUUUAAGAUAUAGUAUGUACUGAGAAGUUAAAUAUUGCGUUUUGUGUCAACGAGUUGUUUUCGCAAUGCUGACAUGUUGUGAGAAGUCUGCGAUUUCACGAAGGAGACAAAGCAUGUCGGUUGCGUCCGCGCUCGUUCUGCGCACACAAAAACACAACGGGUCUUGCCAACUGCUUAGCAGUCGCGGACGAAAUAUACCUAUGGUACGAAACAGAAAGAAAAAAAAAACAGUGAGUCAUACAGCUUCUAUAACUGUAACGGCAAUUGUCUUGGAAAAUAUGCUUGAGCGCACCGUUAAAUUACGGCAAGGCGUAAGUGACCUAGCUGUCUUUUAGCGCAGAAAAUACAGUGACUUAGUUAUACACAGUGCCUUUGGCUGCUCGUUUACGAAUCUGUACUUGAAGGACAAAACACACUAAGGAAAGGCCUUUGGAACCAAAAAGCCGAACUUCGCAUUUUGUCUCAGGACGAAGACGCGCAGACGCCGCAAAAAUUGGAAUACAGAGGUACUUAGGUAGAUGUGUGUGUGCGCUUCGGCUUUUCGGCCAGCAGCCUACAUUUUAAAACAUUGAUUUUUGGCAAGCAUGGGAGAUUUAGCACGAGUACCACCAUUCUGAGGAUUAUGACAAGCAGAAAUGUGUACUUAGUUUUAACGUUCGCGUUGAUCAAUGUAUCGCAGGCGUGCUGCAUCUUUCUUGAUAAAAGUACGACGGCGUACGUAUUUAGAGCCUUACUCACCGAAAGCCACAAACGUAUCUAGCAGCUAAGCGGACUUUGAACAGUGCAGUUCCUUGCAGAGCUGUUUUUUGUACAAUGCAAAUGCUGAUUAGAGAUUUAGACUAUAGUAUACCGAAUGGUUUGGGGACGCGAACCUGCCGGUCGUGCAAACGAAGGAAAAGAGUGCACAAAAUAACGCGCCUGGCCCGCCAUGCAGUUGGUGUCCCUAACGUUUGGGUGCAGUUGCCUGAAACUCUCUGCCAGAAAUCGCUUGAAUGUCUAUCUCUUGAACGCGCACCUUUAUAGGAUCAUUGUCGCGUCGCUUGAACGAUAGGCCUAACGUCCAUUCCUAAACAGAUACUUAAAGAAAAAGAUUCACGUACAGUUUGAAGAAGGAAACCCACAGUUAUGAAUUUAAAGUACAUGCACACUUUUUAGGCUGCCAGACCGCAACAACAACGCAGUCAGCACUUCGAGUACAAGCUUGUCGCGCCUUUGAGGAAACCGUUGUGUGAUGACGCAAGAAAUUCAGACGCAACAUGAGUAUUGGACAGCCCCAGGGACGCACACGCAGGGAAAAGAGGAACACGACAGGAUGGUUCGCUGACUCUAAACUGCACCUGGUCAGCCCAGCUGUCCUUACUUUUGCAAUUCGGAUUACUCAGUUAUAUAUAUAAAAAACAAUAAUGUUUUCAGCCGUUUCGGUAUAGCCGAAGACGGCGAAGCAACCACAUAUUCCUGGUUGGUCUUGCACGUGCUGUUUCUUUGUGUGUUGUUUUCUUGACGUCGUAUCAGGUUGUUUAUUUUAUUGAUAUCGAGUGUAUGAUAGUGAAUUAGGAUGCGAUAGUAUUCAACUGCUGUACAUACAAUAAAUGCGAAUAACGAAUAAAGUUCACGUUGUUUUAAAAA
Rhipicephalus sanguineus (brown dog tick) is the source of this 5527-nucleotide messenger RNA. It is a transcript of the gene Ptr, whose product is annotated as patched domain-containing protein 3. Bases 182 to 3205 code for a protein of 1007 amino acids. Lineage: Eukaryota; Metazoa; Arthropoda; Arachnida; Ixodida; Ixodidae. The transcript is spliced from 5 exons. The record is from RefSeq and is a predicted model, not a curated record. Gene Ontology annotation, cellular component: membrane.